Molecule: messenger RNA, 2573 nt
Organism: Athalia rosae (coleseed sawfly)
Lineage: Eukaryota; Metazoa; Arthropoda; Insecta; Hymenoptera; Athaliidae
Gene: GlnRS
Product: probable glutamine--tRNA ligase
Exons: 10
Coding region: 97-2433 (778 amino acids)
Biological process (GO): translation; glutaminyl-tRNA aminoacylation
Cellular component (GO): aminoacyl-tRNA synthetase multienzyme complex; cytoplasm; cytosol
Molecular function (GO): ATP binding; glutamine-tRNA ligase activity
Source: RefSeq, a predicted model, not a curated record
AACUUGCUAGCAUGCGCGUUCGUAUUGUGUUGGAAUUCGUUGGUGUGUGGCAUAUGUCGAUAGUUUACUUUGUUAACAUUAAUUUAUUUAAUCAUUAUGAGUACUGAAGUGGACGUGAAAUUGUUUCAGUCACUCGGGCUUAGCGAACAAAAAGCUAAGGAGACUUUGAAAAAUGUUCAAGUCUCGAAAAAUUUGAAAGCGGCGAUAGCUGAGACUACCCAGUAUGGCGAUAUCAAUAACGAUAUCGGAACAUUACUUUAUCAUCUGGCAUCCAAAAUCAAACUUCAAGUAUCGGAUAAAAUAACGCUGCUGUCAAAAUUAAUAGCACAACAUAAACUGGAUACAACGCAGCGAGUGGAUGCUGCGCUAGAGUAUUUAUUACAGCACAUCGAGGGUUCUCUAAAUAUUCAAGAAUUGGAAAAAUACUGCGGUGUUGGAAUAGUAGUAACACCUGAAGAGAUUGAACGUGAAGUAGAAUUAUUGAUAAAAAAAUACAGAGAUGAAAUCGUUGAAAAGAGGUAUCGAUUCAAUUCUGGUCCUCUGAUGCAAGAGGUGCGCAAGACUUUGAAAUGGGCAGAUGGAAAAGCUAUUAAAAGUGAAGUAGAGUUACAACUACUGGUUUUACUUGGUCCUAAAUCAGAUGCCGAUCUUACGCCGAUGCCAAAACAGAAACAAAUAAAAUCGAAGUCAACUUCAAAAAAGAAUGAUAACAAUGAUGCAAAGAGUGACACAAAAGAAAAUGAGAAAUCCUCAGAGGCUCAAACGAUUAGUGAGUUGAUGAAAACCAAAAUUCAUUUUCAUAAGCCUGGUGAAAACUAUAAAACUGAAGGAUACGUCGUUACACAGAAUACUCAUAAUCUUAUUCAACAACAUCUAAAAGCAACUGGAGGUAAAGUUAGAACAAGAUUUCCUCCAGAACCUAAUGGGAUUCUUCAUAUUGGACAUGCAAAAGCUAUUAACAUCAACUUUGGAUAUGCUGAAGCACAUGGAGGAUUGUGUUAUUUACGUUAUGAUGACACAAACCCUGAGAAGGAAGAAGAAAAGUUCUUUGUUGGCAUUCGAGAAAUGGUAGAGUGGCUUGGGUAUAAACCAGCAAAAAUCACGUAUUCCUCUGAUAAUUUCCAGCAACUUUAUGAAUGGGCCAUUCAACUUAUAGAAAAGGGUCUAGCCUAUGUCUGUCAUCAAAAAAGUGAAGAAAUGAAAGGAUUCAAUCCACCUCCCAGCCCAUGGCGAGAACGACCCAUUGCUGAGAGCUUACAAUUAUUUCAGGAUAUGAAGAAUGGGAAAUUUGACGAAGGUGAAGCCACACUACGAAUGAAAUUGACAUUGGAAGAAGGCAAGCAAGACCCAGUUGCCUACAGAAUAAAAUACUUUCCCCAUCAUAGAACUGGCGAUAAAUGGUGUAUCUAUCCAACAUAUGAUUAUACACAUUGCCUCUGUGACAGCAUAGAAAAUAUCACACAUUCUUUAUGCACUAAAGAAUUUCAGUCCAGAAGAUCAUCCUACUACUGGCUUUGUAAUGCUCUUAAUGUUUAUUGUCCUGUGCAAUGGGAAUAUGGAAGAUUGAAUGUUGGAUAUACAGUUGUUUCUAAAAGAAAGAUCGCCAAACUGAUUGAUGAGGGUAUCGUGAAUGAUUGGGAUGAUCCAAGAUUAUUCACUCUGUCAGCGUUACGUAGGCGUGGAUUCCCUGCAGAAGCUAUAAAUAACUUUUGUGCCCAAAUGGGAGUAACGGGUGCUCAAGCGGUCGUUGACCCUGCUGCUUUGGAAGCAGCUGUUAGAGAUGUUCUCAAUGUCAGCGCUCCUCGUGUGAUGACUGUCCUGGAACCCAUACGAGUAACCAUCAGUAACUAUGGAGAUAGUGGAACUCGCAAGCUGAAGGUUCCCGACUUUCCCAGCAACCCUGAAAGGGGUCAUCAUGAGGUCUCGUUUGAUGAGACUGUUUACAUAGAGGCAUCUGAUUUUAAAGAGAAUGAGGAAAGAGGUUUCAGGCGAUUGACUCCAAAUCAAUCUGUUGGACUUAAACACGCUGGUGUGGUUAUCACAUUGAAAUCAAUCGAAAAAGACGCGUCUGGUAAUAUUAUCAAUCUAAUCGUUAAACAGGAACCUGUAUCUGAAACAAAUAAACCCAAGGCGUUCAUUCAUUGGGUAUCAAAACCGUCAUUGGCAUCUGUGAGGCUUUACGAGCCUCUAUUCCAACACAAAAACCCUGAAGAUCCACAUGAAGUACCUAAUGGAUUUCUUAGCGAUAUCAAUCCACAUAGCAAAAAAGAAGUUGUAGGGUAUAUUGACACAGGACUUAUUAAUGGAGCUAAACCUUUUGCUCAAUAUCAAUUUGAACGCAUCGGUUUCUUCACAGUAGAUCCUGAUAGUAAACCUGACAUGCUUGUCUUCAAUAGAACAGUGACUUUGAAAGAAGAUGCUGCCAAAGUUUGAGAAAGCUAUUUCAGUGCUAAUAGUUGGAGAAAACAUAUACUUCACUUUUAUUUUUGAAAGUCUAGUGUAAUAAUAACAUUAUAUCAACAAAAUUGUAAUCUACAAACGUACUGCGGCAUAUAAAUGAAUUUCUACAUCGA